UCUCAAGGUUUCGCAGGUCUAUGGUUGACUAUAGUUGAUCGAUAGAAUAAAUUGUUGACGUAUUUUUAUGAUAGCUGAUAGCUUGUAACUACGUCACAACCGCAGUUGAAGAAAACAUUGUAUCUAUCUUUAUUUAUUUUCAGACAUGGUUACGAUGGGCGAACCCCUCACUUUAGCGAAUGAUGUUAAACGAUCUAUUGAGUUACUAGACAAAUUACAAAAAGGUGGCGAGGUACCUGCAACAAAAUUAGCUGCCUUACAAAAAGUUUUGCAAAGUGAUUUCCUCAGUGCUGUCCGUGAAGUAUAUGAACAUGUAUACGAAACUGUGGAUAUUCAAGGAUCUCAGGAUGUUCGUGCGUCAGCCACAGCAAAAGCGACAGUUGCUGCUUUUGCAGCAAGCGAGGGUCAUGCACAUCCGCGAGUAGUGGAAUUACCAAAAACCGAGGAAGGCCUUGGUUUUAAUGUAAUGGGAGGUAAAGAGCAAAAUUCGCCAAUUUAUAUUUCACGAAUUAUUCCCGGUGGUGUGGCCGACCGUCAUGGUGGCUUAAAACGCGGGGAUCAGCUUCUUUCGGUCAAUGGAGUGUGCGUGGAAGGAGAAAACCACGAAAAAGCAGUCGAACUGUUAAAACAGGCACAGAAUUCUGUGAAACUAGUCGUGCGAUAUACUCCACGUGUUUUAGAGGAAAUGGAAUUACGAUUUGACAAACAAAGGGCUGCUCGCAGGCGCCAACACAUGCAAUAAAAGUAAAGAUUGUUACCAUUU
Messenger RNA from Frieseomelitta varia, 763 nucleotides. RefSeq names its product protein lin-7 homolog C (gene veli). Gene Ontology annotation, molecular function: protein binding. The coding region runs from base 146 to 742 and encodes 198 amino acids. NCBI's taxonomy places the organism in Eukaryota, Metazoa, Arthropoda, Insecta, Hymenoptera, Apidae. Gene Ontology annotation, biological process: protein localization to basolateral plasma membrane; maintenance of epithelial cell apical/basal polarity; neurotransmitter secretion. The transcript has 6 exons. The record is from RefSeq and is a predicted model, not a curated record. Gene Ontology annotation, cellular component: synapse; cell-cell junction; basolateral plasma membrane.